CCCAGGAUGGAAGCUUGUCACCCUCCAGAGCAAUCCAAUGUCACUGCAUACGGUGCCACAGCUGUGGCCAUCAUCACCUUUGAAGCGUUCGCUGGCAUGUGGAUAAAUGCUUUCAUGUUUUCUGUGAUUUGCAUGGCCUGGAUCAAAAGGAAAACCUUGAACUCUAAUGAGAAGAUCUUGCUGUUUCUGGGAUGCUCCCGGUUUUGGGUUUUGUGCUUCUCAUGGGUAUAUUCCCUUUUUUCAAUAAUUUAUCCCAAUUACUUUUAUGUUCCACCCACAUAUACUCUAAUUUUAUCUAUUCAGAACUUUUUUGAGUGUUCCAAUUUGUGGGUUUCAGCCUGUCUUUGUGGUUUUUAUUGUAUAAAAAUUGCCAAUUUCAGGAACAGCUUCUUCAUCUACCUGAAAGUAAAAAUUGACAGGAUGGUGCCCUGGCUCUUGUUGGGGUCAGUGCUUUUCUCCCUGGUUAUUGGAAUCCUUGUCUAUGAUUUUGUUCAUAAACCACACUGUAACAAUUCCACCAGUGAAGGAAAUUUUUCAAAAGUGAGUAUCAGAAUGGAGGAACAUAUUUUGUCUAUUUUUUUAAUCUAUGGCUUUGAGUUUGUCACUUCAUUCAUGGCAGUCAUCUUGUCUGCCCUUCUCCUUCUCUUUUCUCUCUGGAGACACAAACGCAACAUGGAGACAAUGAUGAACCUCAGCAUGGAUGCCCACAUCAAAGCCAUGAAAUUUAUUCUCUCCUUCUUUGUAAUAUACAGCAUCAACUUCGCAUGUUUGAUAUUGAAUAUGGUUUAUACCACAGAGAAUGGAAGUCCUGUGGUAUUUCUUCUUUAUGUACUUCUCUACACCUUUGCUGUUGUUCAUUCCCUUAUUCUGAUUUUCAGCAAUCCCAAAUUGGAAAAGUCAAUGCUAAGGAUUCUGGCCUGUGUGAAGUGUAAGUUUUGCAUGAGGUAG
Messenger RNA from Manacus vitellinus (golden-collared manakin), 948 nucleotides. RefSeq names its product taste receptor type 2 member 9. The transcript has a single exon. The record is from RefSeq and is a predicted model, not a curated record. Lineage: Eukaryota; Metazoa; Chordata; Aves; Passeriformes; Pipridae. Gene Ontology annotation, cellular component: membrane. Gene Ontology annotation, biological process: detection of chemical stimulus involved in sensory perception of bitter taste; G protein-coupled receptor signaling pathway; sensory perception of taste. Gene Ontology annotation, molecular function: G protein-coupled receptor activity; bitter taste receptor activity. Bases 7 to 948 code for a protein of 313 amino acids.